AUGCAGGCCUUGUUGAGAAUGGGAGAUAAGUUCACCCAUAAACAGAAGGUGGACAGGGCAGACAAGUUAUUGGUGGAGCUCGGACUGAGGAAGUGUGCUGACUCGGUUAUUGGCUCCCCGAGAAGGAAGGGUAUUUCAGGCGGAGAGAUGAAGCGACUUUCGUUUGCUUCCGAGAUGAUUACCAAUCUACCGCUGAUGUUCUGCGACGAGCCGACCACGGGUCUUGACUCCUACAUGGCACAGAACGUUGUGUCCGUGCUGCGAGAUAUGGCAUCUCACGGCAAGACGAUACUCUGCACCAUCCAUCAGCCGUCGUCAGAGGUGUUCACGAUGUUCGACAGACUGCUCCUCUUAGCAGAAGGCAGGACGGUGUUCCUAGGAGCACGAGAAGACGCAUUGCCGUUUUUCAGCAGAUUAUCAAGACACUGUCCUGAGGAUUAUAACCCUGCUGACUACUAUAUACAACAGCUGGCCGUGGUGCCCGGGAAGGAAAGUGCAUCGAGGGAGUUCAUACGAGAAGCCGCUGACGUAUUUGACAAUUCCGACUGUGCUAGCGAAGUUCGUCGAGCUAUCGCUGAAUGUGGAAGUCAUAAACAAGCGAUUAUUAAGUUUGAGAAUGCGAUGUCUUCAAACCCUCGUUACAAAGUAUCGUGGUGGCAGCAGCUGUGGAUAUUACUUCAGAGAACUAUGUUGGGUCAAGUUAGAGUGCCUAUCUUGAUAGGCGUGAGAAUCGGCAGAAGACUGGCGCUAGCACUGAUGAUCGGGCUGGUCUACUUGAAUCAGGAGCUCAACCAGAAAGGAGUACAGAACCUAAACGGAGUGAUGUUUAAUUUUGCAGCAGAACUCACCUUUACGACUGCAUUUACCAUUCUAACUACACUGCCCCUGGAAGCCAUACUUUUCUUCCGUGAGCACGAGAGCGGCUUGUAUCGAGUGGACGCGUACUGCAUAUCCCAAGUGGUUGUGCAGGCGUUAAUCUUCGUGGUAGAAACCAUUGUUCUCGUUGGAAUAGGAUAUUGGAUGGCAGGUUUGUCGCGAACAGCAGAAAGCUUCUUCGUCGCUCUGGGGAUAUACAUUCUAAUAUGUCAAGCCUCUGCGGGAAUUGGAUUCUGGGUAGCAUGCGCUUCGCCGAGUUACACGGUGGCAGUGUCAUCGUUUGCGCCGUUGAACCUUCCGCUGUUUAUACUAUCUGGCUUUUUUAUGAAUAUAGACUCGAUCCCAAUAUAUUUGUCAUGGAUGCAGUGGAUAUCAUGGUUACGAUACGGCGUUGAGGCUCUCUUUAUCAAUCAGUGGAGAGAUAUCAGCAACAUAACGUGCGAAAAUCCACCCGAAUCUGCAGAAAUGUGUUAUAAUGACGGCCAGGAAGUUCUUGAUAAGUACCAUUUUAAAGAGGAGAAUCUGACAUUCAACAUCAUCAUGCUCUGCGUCCUAAUCGUCAUCUACAACGUCGGGGGCUACGUGUCGCUGGCGUUGAGAGCUAGGCACCGAAUGCAGAGUAUCGGCGCCACGGGCACAGACGCCAUUCGGCAGAAACUCGCGGCCGACGGCACCAGAUCACGCACGAGUACGAAAAACAGCCUGCCCGCCAUGGACAUCAUAGACAGGAGCGAGAUAAGAAAGUGGCGUUCCGGGACCGACCGGAAAGAAGACAAGAAAGAGGGCGCUGCCAGAGUAGGGAUGGAAGCUGUGCAAGAAGCCAAUCGGUGGCUGACGACGACAUUUUAG
Molecule: messenger RNA, 1725 nt
Organism: Priapulus caudatus
Lineage: Eukaryota; Metazoa; Priapulida; Priapulimorpha; Priapulimorphida; Priapulidae
Product: protein white-like
Exons: 15
Coding region: 1-1725 (574 amino acids)
Cellular component (GO): plasma membrane
Molecular function (GO): ABC-type transporter activity; ATP binding; ATP hydrolysis activity
Source: RefSeq, a predicted model, not a curated record